This is a messenger RNA of Penicillium riverlandense, 1227 nucleotides long. Its product is annotated as PQ-loop repeat-containing protein. Gene Ontology annotation, biological process: basic amino acid transmembrane export from vacuole. The record is from RefSeq and is a predicted model, not a curated record. The coding region runs from base 1 to 1227 and encodes 408 amino acids. NCBI's taxonomy places the organism in Eukaryota, Fungi, Ascomycota, Eurotiomycetes, Eurotiales, Aspergillaceae. The transcript has 2 exons. Gene Ontology annotation, cellular component: fungal-type vacuole membrane.
AUGUUCCCUUCACAGGUGGCCAAUUUCAACAUUGAGGCCGUGAGUGGCAUUUGCGGCUCCAUCUCAAUUGCCUGCUGGGUCGUCGUUUUCUCCCCGCAAAUCAUCGAAAACUUUCGCCGCGGCUCAGCAGACGGCCUCUCGCUGCUCUUCCUCAUCGUCUGGCUGGCGGGCGAUGUAUUCAAUAUCCUCGGCGCCGUCUUGCAAGGCGUGCUGCCUACAAUGAUUAUUUUGGCUGUGUACUACACUCUCGCGGAUAUCGUGCUGCUGGGACAGUGCUUCUACUAUCGCGGGUUUAACAUUACGGAUGAGCUUUCUGUUUCUCCCACACUGACGCCAGAUGCUGCUGCUAGUGUGGAGCAGAGUGAUGGCCAGGGCAGUCCCACGCCAGUCCCAACGGAACGAUCAGCUCUACUUCCUAAAUCGACGACCACGCCCACGUCCAAAGGACAUGUCCAGAUCCAGGAGCCGACAGAACACGGACACAGUGCACCCCACGCCCAGGAUGGCGCACGCCCUCUAUCAUCCUCCUCGUCCACGCGCAACAUGGGAAGAAGACACUCAGCUACAUCCUUUCACGAUAUCCUCCACUCAUCAGUAGACGGCACGCAUCUCUCCCCCGCAACGCCCUUCAUCGAGUCUGAAUCAGAACGAGUCCGCUCUCAACGGACCCAGCGCCGCAUAUCCGCCCUGCAAACAGCCCUCUUCAACGCCACAGCGAUUGCUCUCGUCUGCGCGGCAGGGAUUGUGGGCUGGUACGUCAGCCCGGCCUCGAAGAGCUCCACUGACGAGCCCGAGCCCGAGCCUCUCGCUAUGGAUACGCUUGGCCAGGUGUUCGGGUAUCUCUGUGCAGCGUUCUAUCUAGGGUCGCGGCUGCCGCAGCUUCUUUUGAACUUUCGGCGCAAAUCGACAGAAGGCGUUUCCCUGCUCUUCUUUCUCUUUGCCUGUAUCGGCAACUUGACCUAUGUCUUGUCGAUUCUGGCAUAUUCGCCCGUUUGUCGUGAUUCCUCUGAGGCUGUGGCUGUCAGUCUUGUAGAGCAUCAUUCCCAUGAGCGCUGUCGGCCUGGUGAAGCAGCUGCUAUCUAUGGGCGGUAUAUUUUGGUUAAUCUGUCAUGGCUGAUUGGCAGUGCUGGCACAUUGUUGUUGGAUAUGGCUAUUUUUGUGCAGUUCUUUCUGUACAGCAGUUCUAAAGUUGAGGAGGAAGAUGUGGAAUAUGAGAACCGCCACUAG